AAAUCGAUUCGAAAUGAAACGUAACCUAAGUUUUGCACAGGUAUCACCAGCGUGACCCGUCGACAGGAAUCACUCAGCUUCACUUCCUUCUACACUCUCUGAGUAUUACAAACUUUCAAAAAAAAAAAAACCCAAAGAUCUCGCUCACAUAAACUCUAGCAAGAACCCGGUAACAAUGGCUGAAGCAGAGAAAGGAUCGGCUACGACAGGGUCCAAAGAAAGCAAUGUCAAGGAGGAGAUAUCAUUGAAAGACAAAGGCAAUGAAUUCUUUAAAGCAGGGAACUAUCUCAAAGCUGCUGCUCUUUACACUCAGGCUAUUAAGCUUGACCCUUCAAAUCCCACUCUUUAUAGCAACCGUGCUGCAGCAUUUUUGCAAUUGGUCAAGCUUAAUAAAGCACUUGCUGAUGCCGAGACAACUAUCAAAUUGAACCCUCAAUGGGAAAAGGGAUAUUUCAGGAAAGGGUGUGUAUUGGAGGGCAUGGAACGGUAUGAUGAUGCAUUGGCUACUUUCCAAAUAGCUUUACAACACAAUCCACAGAGCACUGAAGUAUCAAGAAAGAUCAAGAGGAUAUCCCAGUUGGCCAGAGACAAAAAACGAGCUCAAGAGGUGCAGAGCAUGAGAUCCAAUGUUGACAUGGCAAAACACUUGGAAACAUUGAAAUCUGAAAUGUUUGAAAAGCUUGGAUCCGAAGAAUGUUUUAAAGAUAUGUUCUCAUUUCUUGUUGAGACCAUGGAGACAGCUGUGAAAUCAUGGCAUGAAGCUUCUAAAGUGGAUCCUAGAGUCUACUUUCUUCUUGACAAGGAAAAGACACAAACUGAUAAAUAUGCUCCAGUUGUUAAUAUUGAUAAGGCCUUUGAAUCGCCCCAUUCACACAGCAAUUGUUUCUCAUUUCUAAGGCAGUAUGCGGAUGAUUCUUUCUCCAAGGCAGCUUGCUUAGUGGUGCCAAAAAAUAUCAUAUCCUACCCACAGGUUUGGAAAGGUCAAGGAUCAAGAAAGUGGAAGUAUGGGCAGCAUGAUGGUUUCUUUGUUCAAUAUGAGUCACAUUUAAUGCGAAAAAUAUGGUUUAUUGCUAGCACCAAUGAAAAGGGGCAAACACUUUGCAGGGAUCCAGAGGUUCUAGAUAUUGGUGCUCAUGAAGUGCUUCCACGUCUAUUCAAAGAAAAGCUGACCAAUCCUUAAUUCCUUUACUUGUAUUUUGUUGACUAUCUACUGGAGGACAAUACAAUGCCCUCUUCAAUGGGAAGUUUAUAUAUGAACUGAGAACAGACAGCGACAAGCCUUUCUUGUUUGCCUUGAUGCUGCACUGAAGUUUCUGGUUAGACGUGAUAGCUGAUAAACAGAUGUGAGAAGUUGAUUUUUGUUAGCCAUAAUGUGCAUUUGUUUAGUUCUGAACUCUUAAUAGUAUCUUGUGAGCUUCUUUUGAGUUAUUGCAUUUCUAGAUGCUCUUUCUUCUAUGGUUUGCUUUCCUUGCAUUGCUUGUAAAUUGAGCGAGUUAUUCUCCAUCUUGGGUAUAAAAUGCUAAUGUUGAUGCCUUGAAAA
Populus trichocarpa (black cottonwood) is the source of this 1540-nucleotide messenger RNA. RefSeq names its product U-box domain-containing protein 70. Gene Ontology annotation, molecular function: Hsp90 protein binding. The transcript is spliced from 8 exons. Bases 176 to 1180 code for a protein of 334 amino acids. Lineage: Eukaryota; Viridiplantae; Streptophyta; Magnoliopsida; Malpighiales; Salicaceae. The record is from RefSeq and is a predicted model, not a curated record.